Molecule: messenger RNA, 657 nt
Organism: Paramecium tetraurelia
Lineage: Eukaryota; Ciliophora; Oligohymenophorea; Peniculida; Parameciidae
Exons: 1
Biological process (GO): organelle fusion; vacuole organization; endosome organization
Cellular component (GO): HOPS complex; endosome
Molecular function (GO): metal ion binding; protein-macromolecule adaptor activity
Source: RefSeq, a predicted model, not a curated record
AUGUUCCUUCGAAAAGCAAAGAAUUAGUCAUUCAAUUUAUGCAAUAUUGCAUUAAAAUGUGAAGACAAUAACAAAUAAAGAUAAUUGUGGAUUCUAUAAAUUGGAUUGAUGUUGGAGAAAGGUGGCAAAUACGUUAAAUAGAUAGUUCAAUUAACUAGAGAAAUUCCCCUAAUUAAGGCAGAUGAUAUUCUACCUUAUUUGACUUAGAAUAUUAAAUUAGACGAUUUCAUAGAUGAAAUCUGUGAAACUUUGGAGGAAUAUCAUGAUUAGAUUGAAAAACAGCAAAAUGAGCUUGAAGGCUACAUCAAAUCAAAUGAAAAUUUAAAAAAACUAUUGCUGCAAACUAGUAAUAGGUACAUUUUUGUAUCCUAGAAAACUAAAUGCAAAAAUUGCUUUAGAAAACUGUUCCAAGAGGAUUAUAUUGCUUCUGAGUGUUCACAUGGUUUUCAUAGGGAAUGCAUUCUUCAAUAUGUUAAAAGUAAUCCAACUGUAUUGGAUGAGAAGACCUAUCUAAGUAUGCUCUAUUUAGAAAAUAGUUAAAUGAUAUUGAAAAACUGUAAAUACAAACAAACUAAAGUAAGUCUGAUGAAUCGAUUUUUGGAUUUUCACUGCUUCGAAUUAAAUUACUUAAAAUAAUUAAAGAAAUGCUAGGAAUGA